Cyphomyrmex costatus is the source of this 1399-nucleotide messenger RNA. RefSeq names its product nuclear speckle splicing regulatory protein 1. The record is from RefSeq and is a predicted model, not a curated record. Bases 199 to 1347 code for a protein of 382 amino acids. Gene Ontology annotation, biological process: regulation of alternative mRNA splicing, via spliceosome. NCBI's taxonomy places the organism in Eukaryota, Metazoa, Arthropoda, Insecta, Hymenoptera, Formicidae. The transcript has 2 exons.
UACUGCAAUAUCGCAUUUGCGAAGUUACCUCUCGGCUUAUCUCGACUGAGAUUAAAAGUAUACAGCCUCUACCAUAUUCCGGAGCACGUUAUGAAUUCGUGGUACUCACGAAAACAUCGCGACCGUGUGACGUGACUCGUACGAGCUUGCACGAAAUUAGGUUAGAUUUCAUUGUGAUUCGAAGAACGAUAAUUGGCAAUGGCUAAUAAACAGUACGGCCUGAUCUUACCGAAGAAGCAACAACAAAGCACAGCGCCGAGACUCGGCAAUGUUUUCGGGGACGACAAUGCCUCCGACGAGGACGAUAGCACCGACUGGGUCAGAAAGGCUCUCAAGGCGGAAGGCGAGAAGAACCGGAUGAAAAGACAAACAAAGCUCAACAUCCAGAAGGCUCUGAAUGAAGAUCCGACGAUCUAUCAGUAUGACGAGGUAUACGAUGAUCUGGAGCGCGGCAAGGGCCAGGUAGACGGCACGAGCAAGCAGAAGGAGAAAAAGUCCAAGUACAUACAGAAGCUCCUGAAAACAGCUGAGCGAAGGAAAAAGGAACACGAGUAUAGAAUAGAGAGAAUGGUGCAGAAGGAACGCGAAGCUGAGGGUGAGAUGUACGCGGACAAAGAGAGUUUCGUCACGUCUGCGUACAGAACAAAGUUGGAGGAGUUUAAGAAGAUGGAGGAAGAAGAAGCUAAAAUGAAUAGAUUGGAAGCUAUUGGUGAUGUGACAAAGCAGCAAGACAUGUCAGGAUUUUACCAUCAUCUGUACAAACAGACUGUUGAUUACAAGGGUGAAGUUAAUGAAGAUGAGAGCGGUGAAGCAACAAAAAGUUAUGAGCAGAGGGAAACGUCAACAAGCAGCACAAAUGGAGAAAGUGCAACAACGAACAAGAGAGCGAACAAAACAGAGGAAAAACAAAAAGCAGUUACAAAAACUAAAAAAUCGAGGCAAUAUCGACAGAGAGUCAUAGAAAUGUAUGAAUCUGAUUCUGAAACAGAGAUGAGUAAAAAAGAGUUGAGGAAAGAUGAUAUUGUCGUUUCACCAGUGGACAAAGAAAUCGAUAGAGUAGAGUUGCAAGAACCAGAAGAAAAGAAACAAAAAUUCGAUAAAAAUGAUAUGAACACGUCUGAAAAUGUUACAAACACCAAAAAUAAAGAUGAACAGGUAAAAGAUAUCAAAAUACCUCAAAAUGACAAUGUUAUUCCAGAAAGCGAGAAAAUUGAGGAUAAAGAAAAGCCUAUUGAAAAGAAAGAUAGAUCUUCCAUCUGGGAAAAGAGAACAGUAGGUCCAGUAUUCGAAGCAGCAUUACAAAAAUAUUAUGUGAGAAAAGCAAAGAGACUGACCGAAGCAAAUUAAACGUAAUUAUAAUUAUUUCAAGUUAAUUUUUUAUAUAACAUCCGUUUCACUU